Messenger RNA from Pichia membranifaciens NRRL Y-2026, 1353 nucleotides. RefSeq lists its product as hypothetical. NCBI's taxonomy places the organism in Eukaryota, Fungi, Ascomycota, Pichiomycetes, Pichiales, Pichiaceae. The transcript has a single exon. The record is from RefSeq and is a predicted model, not a curated record. Bases 1 to 1353 code for a protein of 450 amino acids.
AUGAGCUUUGCCUCACUCUUGUCGCAGAUCACAAAGGACAAGAAGCUGGAAGAGAAGGCCAGGCUCUCAGGUCUGUCAAACCAGUCGAAGGCGUCCUCCUCGCAGGCAAAGAGCCCCGCCGGCUCGAAGGCAUCGCCGGCAGUGGCAGCACACCGGACGCUCCAGCUGGGAAAAACACAACCAAAAACGUACUUUGACGACGAGGAUCCGGCCGUGCGCCGCUUGAAGGAGGCUAGACGAAAGGAGAAAGAAAAGCUCCAGGAACGCAAAGCAGGAGCUAGCAGCUCGAAGAGCAGGUCACGGACAAAGUCACAGCCGGAUUCUGCUGCGAGAUCUCGCUCCAUGAAGCCCGCUUCGGCGUCCCUGCUGGCCAAAAGUGCAGGCCAGAGCAGCUCGGCAUCUCCUCCGGUGUCUGUGGCAACUAAAUCGAGGUUCAAGAACAAACCGUAUCUGAAAAGCUCCACGUCUCCUGCCGCUGACAGCGGUACCGCGGCCCCGAAACUGUCUUUCCGGGAGUUGAUGAAACAGGCGGAGUCGAUAGAAAAGCCUGUGGUGGCCUCAACGCCAUUCAAGACGGCCAAAAAGCACAUCGGUAACGAGCCUAGCAAGGCCUACCAGUCACUACAGAAAUCCCGAAGCCGAGAAAAUGAAUAUCUUCACUCGUCGGCUUUGUCAUCGAGAAGAAACGGCUCACGUCCCCCUGCCUCUCCACCGCCUCGAGCCUCUCAUAAGCUAGAUAUCUCAACAGGCCCUCGGAGCCGACCUUUCAAAGCGUCGUCGAGCGCAUCUUCCAACCCUCAGCGAAGAAAACCUGCCUUGGCACAACCAAAUCCUGACCUACUCAGUAAACUCAAGAAGAGACAAUCCCAGCUUCAAUCUAAACAGUCAGGCCAAACAUACCCAAGUACCAGACGGAAACUUUCCGGAAGCAAAUCUCAAGAUGCAUAUGGUAUCGAUGCCGGGGACUCCGACGGUUCCGACGACUAUGGCUACGGUAACGGCUACGAUGAUUAUGAGGAUGAUGGAUUCAUAGUUGACGAUGAAGAAGAGGAAGAGGAAGGCUACGGCGAUAACGUCGAAUACCAUAACAGAAUACGCAAGGAAAAGAAAAGACGAAUGGAAUCUCAAGGUUACAACAAAGAGGAAAUCUGGGAGAUCUUCAAUAGAGGAAAGAAAAGAAACUACUACGACCGUGACGCGUAUGACAGUGAUGAUAUGGAGGCAACUGGUACGGAAAUCUUGGAAGAUGAAGAGAGAACACUCAAGCAGGCUAAACUUGAUGAUUUAAGAGAACAGAAGCUUUUAGAACGGAAGGCAGCAGAGAAGAAGAGAAUGCUUCACAAAAAGGAUUAG